This is a messenger RNA of Seriola dumerili (greater amberjack), 4452 nucleotides long. RefSeq names its product DNA (cytosine-5)-methyltransferase 3A-like (gene dnmt3ba). Gene Ontology annotation, cellular component: nucleus. Lineage: Eukaryota; Metazoa; Chordata; Actinopteri; Carangiformes; Carangidae. The record is from RefSeq and is a predicted model, not a curated record. The transcript has 25 exons. Gene Ontology annotation, molecular function: DNA binding; protein binding; DNA (cytosine-5-)-methyltransferase activity, acting on CpG substrates. Gene Ontology annotation, biological process: negative regulation of transcription by RNA polymerase II. Bases 1 to 4452 code for a protein of 1483 amino acids.
AUGGCAACUACAGAAGUUGUGAUUCCAGACUCCUCCUAUGAUAAAACCAGCCGCUUCAAGUUGGUGACCUGGAUCAACAACCUGCUGAAGACAGGCUUCAAAGAUGUGCAGGAGAUGGGUUCAGGUGCGUGUCAGUGUCAGAUCAUGGACUGGGUUUUGCCUGGUUCUGUUGACUUGACCAAGGUGAAGUUUGACGCACAAGGUGAGGAAGACUAUAAGCACAACUUCAGUCUCCUCCGUGAAGCCUUCAGCAAGAAUGGUAUCACAAAGACCAUUCCAGUUGAGGAGCUCAUAAAAGGGGAUUUUAAAAGCAACUUUGAGAUGCUGAGGUGGUUCAAACUUUUCUCUAAAGCAAAUGUUAAAAGUACACAAUAUGACCCUGUGAAAGCCCGGGACAGCCACAAUAUCAGCCCUAUUGUGGUUUCUCCACAAUCAGGUAACUGGAGGUCUAAAUUGGAAUCAGAAACGGAAGAGAACGGCUCUGAAACGAAUAAAAAAUUCCCUUACAGUGAAAAGUGGAAGGAUAUUUUUUGUUGGGCUGAACGUAGUCCUCUUGGAGAACAAUAUUCAUACUGCCGCACUUGUGCCAGAAACCUGAACACAUUUCAUAAAGGCCUCUUUGAACUUAGGCGACAUGUGGAAACAAAAAAACACAAGAAAGGGAUUCAGAUUUCCAGGAGAGCUACAAUACAAAGCCGGCGCUCUGAACUGCUGCCCUGUAGUGAUGCAGCUAUCCGAUUUAUCCACAAACACUGUUACAAUGGCUCCGCCAAUGGUGGACAGGUGUCUAGACAGUUUGCACGUCGUAAGCUGGGGCUGCAGUACCCCAAAGAUUUAACAUCUGUUUGCCAGCACACUCCUUACUGUGUAUACAUUUAUGGCGGGGUAACAGUGGGAGAGGAGGAGACCGUCUCUGUGGUCCUUGUUGGGUUUUUUGAUGUCGAAGCCUGCAGGCACUGCAUCCGGUUUCUGGAUGCUCUUCAGUCAAUGGAUGGUGCAGGAGAUCAAACAGCUACAGCAGUGGGGGAGACCUUGAAGAAAUUUGGGUUACCAACAGAUAACCUGGUUGCUGUUUAUGUCAGUGGUCAUGGUGGUGCCUCGGAGCAGAUUUGCUCACAGCUCAGGGAACUCAGCCCAAACAUAAUAGUCUUAGGAGGGCUCUACACCAUCGCUGAUACUGCUUGCCAUGCUGGGGUUAAGCAACUCUCCAAUCAGGCUCAAGAGCUGAUAGUAGACAUCCAUGCCCACUACUCCUCCUGCUCUAUGAAGAAUGAUAACCUCAAGGCACUUUUUGGCUCAGAUAUUACUGCGGACAGUCCAGCAUUUUGUAUCAACACCAGCUGCCUUAACUUUUGCCAAUUAGUCACGAAAAUCUUGGAAAUAUGGACAGAUCUUAAAUCGUACUUCAGCUCUUGUGACAAGGAUGAUGACAAAGCCAAGUUAAUCUGCUCCCAGCUGCAGGAUCCCAAAGUCAGGGCAACAUUUAUGUUCCUGGAGCAGGCCUUAAAGCCACUGCACAGUUUCCUAAGUCAUCUGCAAACACAGGAAGGAGGUUCCCGAGCUGAUUUGCCUCUCAUCCUAGAGGAAGCCAGUAACCUGAUGUGCACCUACACCUCGUACUUCCUUCAUCCUCAAGCUGUUGUUCGCUUCCUCAAGGAACGCGAUGCCCAAAUCCUUAAGAACAAGAAAUUCCACCUGCCAAGUUCUGAACUCAGUCUGGGUGGGAAAGCCGUGACAGACUUUGUGAAGGAGUCUGAGGCUGCAGAGGCAAUGUCACUGUUACAAGAGGAGGUACUGUCUUUCUACAUCGCACUCACAGGUUGCAUUUCAGAGGAGCUACCUCUAAACGAUGGGUUGCUAAGGAGCAUAGGUCAGCUGCUGAAUCCUCAGAGCAGGCUGAAAGUGACAGGGAAAGCAGUAGAGGAGCUAGGAACCAAGCUGGGAAUCUGCAGCUCCCCUGAGGAGGUCAAGCAACUUACGACUGAAUUCCUUGCGUAUCAGCUGACUGAGGAGGGAAAAGGUGAAGAUGGAGACAAGGACCACUCAGCAGAGGUUUCACUGGAAAAACACUGGGCCAGCAUACUGAAGGACACCAAGCCGACAGUCUUCAGAAAGCUUGUUUUGACCCUGUUGUCUCUCCCCUGCCCUCCGCUUGAUGCUGAGCAAGUUUUUACUCAGGCCUUAGAGAAUGGGGAUGCUGCACUGUUCUCUGAGAAUGAAGCCUUGACAGAAAGCGAGAAUGACUUCACAUCCGACAGCGCUCUCUCUGACAGCACCAGCAACAAAGACUCCCCAUUUCACACUAAAGAACUUAAUGGCCUUAAUAUGACAGUGAAGCCGUGUGAAGUCCGCCUUACGAAGAUGAAAAAGUCAAAAAAUGGAUAUGACGAUAUACAUGGAGAGAAUGGUGCCCUUUUGAAAGAGGGGACCAGUAGGGGAUGUUUUGGCUGGGAGAGCAGCUUGCGCCAGAAGCCACAGGCCCGUACAGUGUUUCAGGCUGGUGCUAGCACCUGGUCCAAACCCGUAGAGCUUGAUAAGGACAGCAAAAAGGGUCUGGAGUCCCAAGAUGAGGUGGUAGAAGAGUCCCCACCAUCCAGUAAAUCCACACCAAGACGACGACGGAAACACACCUACCAGGAUGGGAAAGGGUUUCUGUCAGGAGAGCUUGUGUGGGGGAAAGUGAAGGGGUUUUCUUGGUGGCCUGGGAUGGUGAUGCCUUGGAAAACUAAGUCAGCUCCUCCGGGCAUGCGUAGGGUGGAGUGGUUCGGAGACGGGAUGUUCUCAGAGAUCCUUACAGAGGGUAUACUCACGUUUAGUGCCUUCACUAAGUGCUUCUGCAAAAAUUCCUUUGCCAGCUUGCCCGUCUACAAGGAAGCCAUCUACCAAAUUGUCGAGUUGGCAGGUGAGCGAUGUGGGAAGUCUUUUGCUGAGGCGGAAGGAAAUAAAGAAAAAGAGCUGAAGUUGAUGCUGGACUGGGCCUUUGGAGGAUUUCUGCCUACAGGACCAGAAGGAUUCACACCUCCUGAUUCUGCAGCACAUCUUGACACUUCUGACUCUGCCCAGUCUGACUACCAGCCUCCACCAAAAAGGAAAUAUGUUUUUAAAAAUAAGGCGAAUGCAUCCGUCAUCACCUAUAGCAGAGAAUCAAUAAUACAAAAGGUCAAAGAGAAAGGCAAAACAAUUGAAGAUUUUUGUUUGUCUUGUGGAUCAACUGAGAUUGAAGUACAGCACCCACUGUUUGAAGGUGGUCUUUGUCUUAGGUGCAAGGAGAACUUCACAGAAACACUGUAUCGCUACGAUGAGGAUGGCUACCAGUCGUAUUGCACCGUGUGCUGUGCCGGCUUAGAGGUCAUUUUGUGUGGCAACGCAAGCUGCUGCAGAUGUUUCUGUAUGGACUGCCUGGACAUCCUGGUGGGCCCAGGAACCUUUGACAAGCUGAAAGAUGUUGAUCCCUGGAGCUGCUUCAUGUGCCAGCCGUCACAGUGUAAAGGAAACCUCAAACUCAGACCAGACUGGAGCGUCAAGGUUCAAGACUUCUUUGCCAACAACAGCGCAAUGGAGUUUGAGCCUCACAGAGUUUAUCCCUCCAUCCCUGCUGAUCAGCGCAGACCAAUCAAGGUGCUCUCACUCUUUGAUGGCAUUGCAACAGGAUACCUGGUGCUCAAAGACCUCGGCUUCAAGAUGGAGCGCUACAUUGCUUCAGAGAUUUGUGAGGAUUCCAUCGCUGUGGGGAUGAUCAAGCACGAGGGAAAGAUUGAAUACGUCAAUGAUGUUCGCACCAUCACAAGGAAACAUCUGGCUGAAUGGGGUCCGUUUGAUCUUCUGAUUGGAGGCAGUCCAUGUAACGACCUGUCCAUGGUCAACCCUCUUCGAAAAGGAUUAUUUGAGGGCACUGGGAGGCUCUUUUUUGAGUUUUACCGCAUUCUGACCUUGUUGAAGCCAAAGGAGGACGACGACCGGCCGUUCUUCUGGCUGUUUGAGAACGUGGUUUUCAUGAGUGGCAACGACAAAUCAGACAUCUGCCGAUUCCUUGAGUGUAAUCCGAUUCUCAUUGAUGCAGUGAAAGUCAGCCCUGCUCACAGAGCACGCUACUUCUGGGGAAACCUCCCUGGCAUGAACAGGCCUCUCGCUACAUCCUUAGACAACAAAGCGGCUCUUCAGGAUUGUUUGGAGUCUGGACGUACGGCAAAGUUUGACAAAGUCCGCACCAUCACAACAAAGUCUAACUCCAUACGGCAGGGGAAGAUGGGACCACUACCUGUCACCAUGAAUGGCAAGGAGGACUACCUGUGGUGCACCGAAAUGGAACAGAUCUUUGGCUUCCCCAAACACUACACGGAUGUGAACAACAUGGGCCGGAUGCAAAGGCAGAAAGUCCUGGGUCGUUCCUGGAGUGUCCCUGUGAUUCGUCACCUCUUCGCCCCACUGAAGGAUUAUUUUGAAUGUGAAUAA